Molecule: messenger RNA, 435 nt
Organism: Jaminaea rosea
Lineage: Eukaryota; Fungi; Basidiomycota; Exobasidiomycetes; Microstromatales
Exons: 2
Coding region: 1-435 (144 amino acids)
Cellular component (GO): post-mRNA release spliceosomal complex; U2-type spliceosomal complex
Source: RefSeq, a predicted model, not a curated record
AUGCAACGUCUAGCAGAGUCGACAACAGAGGGCCAGCUACUGCGUCGCUUCCGCAACUGGGACCCGCGUACGGGCGAGGCUCGCAAAGGGGAUUGGACGACAAUCACGGGCAUCGAAGAGGAGACAAAGAAUCUUGAAUCCCUGACCCUCGAAGCAGAAGCAGCUACCCGCGGCGCCGACCUCCAGCUGAGCAGUCUGGCCCCUCGAAAACCCAAUUGGGACCUGCGACAACGCUUGGACAAAAGGCUCAAGAAGCUUGAGAGGAGGGACAAGGAGGCACGAUUGAUCUUGAUCAGGCAGAGGGUAAAGAGCAGUGCAGCCAAUAGCAAGGGUGGUGCAGGGGUGCAACAGGCAGCAGCGGCUGCUGAAGUGGCGGCUUUGGGGGGUUUGGUUGAACAUGGUGCAGACGAAAGCGACGAGGACGAUGACGAGUGA